Molecule: messenger RNA, 237 nt
Organism: Linum trigynum
Lineage: Eukaryota; Viridiplantae; Streptophyta; Magnoliopsida; Malpighiales; Linaceae
Source: the annotation of a GenBank genome assembly
AUGGCCGCUCCUCCGAUCCAGCAAGAAACGGCGUCGUGGCUGCUGGAGAACGGCAGCUAUAAGGUGCUGACGAAGGAGGCGCGUCAAGGCCACGGCCACAGCCACCACGGCCGGACGGCGCACAACAUGUCCUCCUCCUCCCUCCGCAAGAAGUCGGACCUCACGCUCGUCUCCAAAGUGCAGUGCGGCCUGCUCCGCUCCGCAGAUGCGCAGAGGAGCUUCGGUUUUCGGGUUUAG